This is a messenger RNA of Dicentrarchus labrax (European seabass), 9177 nucleotides long. Its product is annotated as metal transporter CNNM4. Gene Ontology annotation, biological process: magnesium ion homeostasis; magnesium ion transport. The coding region runs from base 40 to 2931 and encodes 963 amino acids. Gene Ontology annotation, molecular function: magnesium ion transmembrane transporter activity; sodium ion transmembrane transporter activity. The record is from RefSeq and is a predicted model, not a curated record. The transcript has 8 exons. NCBI's taxonomy places the organism in Eukaryota, Metazoa, Chordata, Actinopteri, Moronidae. Gene Ontology annotation, cellular component: plasma membrane.
AGAGAGGGAGGGGGGGCGGAGCCGCUCGGACAGGAGUAAAUGACGUCAGCCCCCAGGUCGCCGAGCAGUGAAACAAACAUGGCGACAGAAUGGAGCGGGCAGCAGGGUUACAUUCUCACUGUCAUUAUCUUCCUGUGGAGCGCCGUCGGUGGCCGCACCGAGACGGCGGCGGCGGCGGCGGCUGCGGGGAGCGGGGUCGGCGGCGGCGGGGGCGGCGGCGGCCGGGGCAGCGGCGGCGGGAGCCAGGUGCUCGGCAUGCGGCUGGAGAGGAGCGACAAGCCGUCCAGCACCAAUGACGACGGUGUCAUCCAGGUGACAGAGGAGAGCACCGUGCAGCUCCGGUUUUACGGGGUGCAGCUCCACUCGGGCGCCUGGACUCAGAUCCGCUUCACGGAGCUGGCGGACGGCGGCGGCGGCGGCGGGGAGGAAGCGGAGGAUGAGGAGGAGGCGGCGGCGGCGGUGAGAGGCGGCAGCGGCAUGAUGGAAGCACCGGACAGGACUUGUGUUGACUUCACGAAGGACAUCAGCGUCGGGACCUUCAUGAACGUGAGCAGUCGGGGCACGUCGGGGCUGCUCACGGUGCACAUUAAGCCGCUGCGCAAGAGCGAACUGCGGAAGGAGUACGCGCUGUGCACGCCGAGCGCGGAGGGCGGCGGGUGGCUGCUGCUGGGGGACAGUGAUGGCAGGUUGCUGGUGGUGGAGGAGAAGAAGUCCCUGCUGCCCAUGUGGCUGCAGAUCAUCCUCAUCGGCUUCCUGCUGGUGCUCUCCGGGAUGUUCAGCGGCCUGAACCUGGGGCUGAUGGCGUUGGACCCCAUGGAGCUGCGCAUCGUCCAGAGCUGUGGCACCGACAAGGAGAAGAACGACGCGAGGAAGAUCGAACCCAUCCGGAGCAAAGGGAACUAUCUGCUGUGCUCUCUGCUGCUGGGGAACGUCCUGGUGAACACCACCCUCACCAUACUCCUGGACGACCUCAUCGGCUCGGGUCUGGGCGCCGUGGUGGCCUCCACCAUUGGGAUCGUGAUCUUCGGUGAGAUCGUCCCGCAGGCGCUGUGCUCCCGCCACGGCCUGGCCGUGGGCGCCAACACCAUCAUGGUGACCAAGUUCUUCAUGUUCCUCACCUUCCCGGUGUCCUUCCCCGUCAGCAAGCUGCUGGACGUCCUGCUGGGCCAGGAGAUCGGCACCGUGUACAACCGGGAGAAGCUGGUGGAGAUGCUGAAGGUGACAGAACCCUACAACGACCUGGUCAAAGAGGAGAUGAACAUGAUCCAGGGCGCCCUGGAGCUACGCACCAAAACCGUGGAGGACGUGAUGACGCCGCUGGGCAACUGCUUCAUGAUCCAAGCGGACGCCGUGCUGGACUUCAACACCAUGUCCGAGAUCAUGGAGAGCGGGUACACCAGGAUCCCGGUGUACGACGACGAGAGGUCCAACAUCGUGGACAUCCUCUACGUGAAGGACCUGGCCUUCGUGGACCCGGACGACUGCACCACCCUGAAGACCAUCACCAAGUUCUACAACCACCCGGUCCACUUUGUGUUUCACGACACGAAGCUGGACGCCAUGCUGGAGGAGUUCAAGAAAGGUAAAUCCCACCUGGCCAUCGUCCAGAAGGUGAACAACGAGGGGGAGGGAGAUCCUUUCUACGAGGUGCUGGGAUUGGUCACCUUAGAGGACGUCAUCGAGGAGAUCAUCAAAUCAGAGAUCCUGGACGAGUCUGACCUUUACACUGACAACAGAAACAGGAAAAAGGUUGACUCGAAUAAAAACAAGCCCGACUUCUCAGCCUUCAAGCCCGACGCUGACAGUAAAGUGAAGAUCUCUCCUCAGCUCAUGCUGGCGGCUCAUCGUUUCCUGGCUACAGAGGUGACCCUGUUCAGCCCGUUCCAGAUCACAGAGAAAGUCUUGCUGAGGGUCCUCAGACACCCCGACGUCGUCCAUGAACUCAAGUUCGACGAAAAUGACAAACGCUCGCUGCAGCACUACCUUUACCAGCGGGGCAAACCUGUCGACUACUUCAUCCUCAUUCUGCAGGGCCGAGUGGAGGUGGAAGCUGGAAACGAAAACAUGAAGUUUGAAACCGGCCCGUUCUCCUACUAUGGAGUCAUGGCUCUGAGCUCGCCAUCACUGGCCGUCACCCCUCCUCUCUCCCCAUCAGUGGCGUCCCCCCCUCCACGACGCCUCUCUCUUAAGAGGUUUUCUCUGUUCACUCGUUUCCCAGAGUUUCGUUCCCCGUCACAUGCGGGCAACCUCAACCGCUCGGCGUCCCUGAGCUGCACUGAGCGCGCUCCAGAAAGUGGCUCUGUCGGUGGGAGUGUCACUCAGAUCCCGGGCACACCCUUCCAGUACAUACCAGACUUCUGCGUACGUGCUGUCACAGACCUCCAGUUCGUCAAGAUCACGCGUGCUCAGUACCAGAACGGCCUCCUGGCGUCCAGGCUGGACAGCUCACCGCAGUCUCCAGACGGCAGUCACACUCGCCUGGACACGUCUGUCUCUUUGCCCCCUGUGACGCCACCGGGGACCCGCAACCCACUGCCGCUGGCCACGCCUCCCGUGAGGCGCCAGCUGUCUAACACUCAGCCGCCGCCGCCGAGCAGCCGUACCUCUCUGCCCCCGACCUCCUCUGGCCGCAGACCGAGCCAGUCUUUGCCACAAGCCACCCCCCCUCCGAGCAACCACAACCCGCUCUCCCAAACCUCUCCGUCCUCCAUGAGUGCAGGCGCCUUUAACCCCCACCCACCUCAGACCGCCUCCUCCAAGCCCCAGCAGCCCCCGCCCUCUCCCAGCCCCGAGAACGGGCCAGGAGAGACCACCACUCUGCUCAGUGAGCAGCAGAACUGUGUGGGUCCACGCAAGCCCAGCCACACCCAGGCGCACCCCCACCCUCACGUUCACACCAUCAGUCACGCACACACUGAAAGCACCAUCUAACAGAAAAGGGGGGGGGUUAAACUACCUGUGCACUCACUCACAUAACACACACACUCUCGCACUACUUCUUGUUUGCUCGUUGUCUCGUCCGAGGGAUCAACGGAGAUCCUCCAUGAUCCCUUCCUGCAUGUCCCCCCUCCCCACACUGAGAGCGAUGGAGACUGCACAGAGGAAGAGGAGGGAGCACCAGAGGGUGUACACGGGGGUUGUGUGUGUGUGUGUGUGUGUGUGUGUGUGUGUGUGUGUGUGUGUGUGUGUGUGUGUGUGUGUGUGUGUGUGUGUGUGUGUGUGCUCUUAUAGGAUCGGUUCAUUCACAUUACAUUCACCUCGACUGGUGUCUCGCCUUGCAGAUGGUUUUAGUUUUACAGGUUUGGAGAUUUCUGCCUUCUGCUCAGAGAUUAAUUCACUAAAGCAGCAGAAACAACUUUCUGUCUGUGAAACAGGUUGCAGAGGAACUACUUUAUACCAUAACAGUGCCGUCUGUGGAUUGUCCAGGUUCACUGGGACCCUGUGGGUAGCUUAAACAGUAGUUGUGCGUUUACGACCUGUAAAUAAAGUUCACAUCAACUUUCAGCUUAAUUGGGAAAAGCUCCAAAAUGUCCAACUUGACUCUAACUAAUACAGAAGUGCCUGAAAAUGAAUCAAACAUCAGCCAAAGACCGUAACAUAAAUCCAAAUUGAAAGGAUAGUGUGUUACACUACGACCAUACAGUCAUCGAUCACAAUACGACCACUCGCUAACUGAUUACAAUAAUCUUUAAAUAAGGUAAAAGAACAGUAACAUCUAUGUUACAUGCUACAGUACACAACCAACGCUGUGUGUGCUUGUUUAAAAAAAGGGAAGUCCUGUAUUUAAGCUUGUUGGCUAACUACAGGAUGUAGUAGUGAUAUUUUAAAUGUUCUGAGCACAUAAAACUGAAGCUAUCUGCAAGGUGUUUUUAUUUAUUUAUGUAAUUAAUGUGAAUUAACCCUUUAAGUCAUCACUGGUGAGACAUUAACAGAUCAGUGUCCCCCUCAACCCUCUUACACAGGCUGCUUUAUUUACUUUGCCUCUUACUUUCCAUUUAUUUGUCCCAAAGAAUGAAACUUCCCAAAAAAACUAUAAAGUUUAACAAGUCAAGGUUUUUAUUUUAAUGUGAUUAGUCAGUUUGUUUGUGUUUUUUUGGAGUUGGGGCUUUUUAUUAAGGCAGAGUGGUGACAGAUGAAUGAAUGAAUGAAUGAAUUGAUCUGUCAGUCAAUCAGUUCAAUUACCAGCAAAUGGACCAGAUUCACUGUUCUGAGUGAAAGUUAAACAACCAUACCAGUGAUUUUUUUUAGCCCAUUAAAUACAAAUCGUGGAUAUUUUAGACUAUUUUUGCAAAAAACAUGCAGCAGUUUUCUAUAUUUUUGGACGUAUUUUAGCAACUUAAAGCCAAAUUUCAGUUUUAAUUCCUUUCUGAUUGGCAUAAAAUUCAGUGACACACAAUAAUGAACAUCACGCCAUGUCAAAAUAACAAUAACUGCACAUAUAUGAAUAAAUUAAUGCAGAUUUUAUGUUUACACAACUUAAACAGAUUUAUAUGGAGUCUGGAUUGUACAGUUUCUAUUUCAUGACUUUCAUUUCUUCCUUUAAUUUAAAGCUAAAAACUUACUGGAGCUCUGAUUGGUUAGUGUCCCAAGAGAGACAUCGUUAAAUUAAACACAAAAUGUAAAAAUUAAUUAUGAAAUGAUUGAUUAUGCUAUUCCUUUUUUUAAAACACGGUUAUUAUUAGUUAAUCAUUUCAAGAAUAAGGGAAAAUAACUAUUAAUUGGCUAGUUUCAUUAUCUUUUUAGCCUAUUUGUGCACAGUUUAAAUGCAUAUUUAAUUAAAGGAAUAUCUUUUUUGCAUUCAUGAAUUUAUUAACUGAUAAUAAUUCAACUCUGUAGUAAGUCCACUAAUUGAUUUUCGUGCCCGGCUGCCAGAAAAGUAGAAAAUGUAUGCAUGUGAUGGAAAAUAAUCAGCAUUAAUAUGAACGAUUUGUAUUUAAGAGGCUAAAAUAAAAACACCGGUAUGGUCCUAUAAGUCAAUGUUAGUAGUUAAGGUGGGUGUCUUCCUGACCAAGGCAAUAUGUUUUAAUUUAAUUUCCAAGAGUGAAAUAUUUAUUACAUUAAUUUAUAUAUAUAUUUAUAUAUAUAUAUAUCUGACAAUUUGUUUUAUAUUUUAGAGAUUUUAUUUAUUAUUUGCUCUCUUUGGUUCUUGAGAACGCUGCAGUUUGAGUUGAAGGACACGCUGCAUGCUUCAGAUGACACUAAGUUGCACAGACACUGUUUUAUUGUUUGAUCCUCACUGUGAACGGAGCUCGCUGCGACGCCGGCUCCUCUUCAACACGAAGGAGCUGGAUCUGAAGUUGUGGCAACACUGUGGACUCAUUUCAAAUCUCUUGGUUGGAAGUUACUCUGGGGUUUUAUUUAUUUUUUGUUAUUGUACGUCUUGGUGCAGGAAGUUGGGUUCAUACGUGACAUGAAGACCAAAUAACCCAGAGAAACGAGCAGUUCAGCUUUCAGCAAGUGUGUUCACAGCACAGUUGGCUGUAUUUUUAAUUAAAUAUAAUCCGCUUAAUGAGGGCAUUUCUACAUAUUCUCUGCACAUGACUCCGAUUAGUCUGGUGAUUUAAAAAAAAACAGACCAAACUCUUUCUGUCGGGGGUUCUGGGCUGUUUUGGUUCUGAGCCGGAGUUUAGAAAUACCAUAAAAAUAAAAGUUGACCGAUACCAAUCUUAUAUAAUGGAGCAAUUUCGGGAAGUUAGCUUAUCCACUUUUUGCUGAGAGUUAGACGAGAAGAUUAAUACUUUUCGUGUUUUGUUAAAUAUGAAGCUAGAGCUACCAGCCAGUUAGCUUAGCUUAGCAUAAAGACUGGAAACGGAGGGAAACAGCUAGCCUGUCUCUGUCUGUGCGCCUCUAAAUCUCACUUAUUAGCACGUAUCUUGUUUAAACUGUACACAAAGAGAAAUGUAAUUCAGGGUGCAUGAGGCCACGUCGUCGUCAGAAAUUGUAGCUUUAUAAGGUCUUUAUGUGUCCGUUCGUGCUGGUAUGUUGAUAUUUAAAACUUUGAACAGAGUUAGCUGGCUUCAUAUUUAACGUGCAGAUAUGAUAUCGCGGUGUCAGAUUUAACUCUCUGCAAGAAAACCAACCAAAAACAAACAAACAGAUUCUUUAGAUAAAGUCUAAAACGACUAAAAAUGUGUUUAAAGUCUUUUGAAUGUGAACUCCUCCGAGACCAAAGCAUUAAAUAAAACACCACAAAUUGUUGUUUUCACAUGUUUUUUAGCAUUUUUGUUAGUUUUGUUAUCUCUACCUUUGGACAGCUUUAGGCUAUACUCUGUUAAUUCAUGAGCUUAGAGGUAGAGGCUAGCUGUUUCCCCCUGUUUCCAGUCUUUGUGCUAAGCUAAGCUACCUUAAAAGAAUAUGUUUGGCAAAUUCACAUUCUUAAACAAGAGUUGGACGAAAGGAUUGAUGCCACUCGGUUAAAUAUAGAGCUAUAGCUCCAAAACCAUUAGCUGAAAAUGAGGAGAAAGCUUUGUCCAAACUUUAAAAGUAUGCAUACAAGUACAAAGUGAAGUUGGCGUAUAACCUCCCGUAAAAACACCACAACUUAAUCUAAAACUAAUCUCCUACCUGUGAGAGUGGAAUUAAUCUUCUCAGCAAAGAAAACGUAUUUCCCCCCCAAAAAAAUGUCGAGCUGUUUUCUUUAACCUGUAGCUGUUUGUUAACCUUUGAGCUGGCAGCAAGACCCCGGGGGUUAAAGUCCGACACUUGAAUACUGAAAACACUCACAGCACAAUAACUUAUGAGAUUUAAUGGACAACAAACAUUCCACUGCAUGUCUUCACCCUGUUAACUGUCCAACCCCAGGCCUGAACGUGGUUUCCUCUGCCUGGGUUCCUCACUAUAUGUACGUAUUGUGUGUAAAUGUCCAAGAGUCCAGAGUUUGGUUGCGUUCCCGCGGACUGACGACGCAGCGAUAAAGAGAUUAAAGACGAUUGUAGCGGCUCCCUCCUCGCUGCUGGCAUGUAAUCUACCUGUUCCCCCCCUCCUGUGUAUGCAGUGAAACAUUUUACUGUAAAGACGAAUUAUUUUGUCGACGAUAUAGUGAUUUAUUUGAAAAGAUAAAAAAAAAAAGAACUGUCGUAUAAGCUAGCACUGAUUUGAAAACACUUUUAAGCUUGUGAGAUACGUAGCGUUUAAAAUAUAUAUAUAUAUAUAUUCCAAAGCAUUUUCUCCUUUUUGUGGAACGAUUUCCGAAGUGAGAUCAAAAGCUGGAUUAACAAGCAGGUUCUCUUGCGUGUACAGCUGGUUUGUGGUAAAUUUGUUUUAUUUAAAAACUAAAGAGGGCAUAUGCACCACUAAAGCCCAACUGUUCGGGGUACCUUGAGGUCUUGAGGUGUCAAAAUCUUUCCUUUUUUUUUUUUUUUUUAAAGACCUCCAUUGUUUUCAGUUGUGUGCGUACUUGUUGCAUGUUGCUACAUUUAUUUGUGCUUUACCAAAUUACCACACAGCAAACCGGGAGGCCUGAGGCAAUAUUCCAGCAUAGGAAUACCACACACAAUGCACAGAGAGUGGGAGGGAUGUGGCGGGUUAAUGUGGGGGGCGGUGGGGGCCCCAGCAGCUCAUAUUUUUUACCCUGUGGGAGAGGUAGCCCCCUCUAAAAGGUAAAUCCGGCCAUGGAGACGAUCGGCACUGUGUAAAAACUCAGAUGAAGGAGCAACCUGCAGAUAUAUAGCGGAUAUAGCCUUACUCUCUAUUUGAAGGAAGUUUAGACCUGCCUGCUGGUUCAUAUAGGUCUCGUGUAGCAAUUGGUCUUAUACUGGUUCUCCAGUGGAGCCACUGGUUGGCUGUGUGACUACCAGUUUGUGUACUGAGAAAUGUGAAAACAAAUGUUCUACUUAUUAAUGUUGUAUUUAUUGUAAACAUUGUAUUUAUUGUUGGGGUUUGUUUGUUUUUUUGUUAUAGGCGUGCACCUGAAGGUGUGGUUCUGUGAAACGGGCUUCCAGCUUUUAUUGGGUCAAUUCACCCAGAAACACUGUGUUCAGCUCCCUGAUUGCUGUUUGAGUUAUAUUACUGUAAAUACUCUGUACAUGAAGACACAAAGGGGCGUUUAUGUGAUGAAAAGAGAUGAAAAUGGCUCUAUUUAUAACGAGAGAUAUGUUUUAUGUUCCAUUGUUUUUGCUAGGAACGCAUUAAAUAGCAAUAAACAUUGCACAGAGUUGACCUCAAAUAAUAAUUCCUCCCAUCUUCUGUAGCUUCUGUUUUUAUUUCAUUAGAUAACCAAAAGCUUUAUUUCUCAGCCAAAAUCCUCGUCUAUCUUUCUCUUUCCCAUCCUCCCCCGUUCCUGUCAUCCUUUGCCAUCCUGUAUCUUCCCCCCUUUUUUCUCUCCGCUCCUCCCACGCUUCCGUCUUCCUUUUCCCCUCAUCUAUUUUUCACCCUGCCCUUAUCUCGAACUCCUCUCCCACCGCUCACAAGUAUUGAAAUUCCUCCGGCUGCCUUUGACUGCCGGUUCCCAAACUAAGCCUAUUUUAUUGUUCAGACCUUUUCUUUUCUUUUUUCUACCAUGGGACUGGAAGCAGAGGAGGAGGCGGUGGAGGGGAGGGGAGGGGGGAGCCAGGGCUUAUCAGCAACUCCUGCGGUGUUGUUUUUAGCCCUGCGGCGGUGUGAUGAUUAGACCUGUACGAAGGUUAAAUAUUUUCUGGUGCAGGGCUCUCGUUGGCCGGGGAGGUUUCCACACUGUAUCAUUCACAAGUCAGAUUGUUUGAAUUGUUUUGGAUGUGGAUGCGAUGCAGAAACAAACAGGAGAGGGAAGAGUAAAGCCCCGCAACAUGUUUUUACAUCUACUAUCAUCAUUCUCAGAUGUAUUUAAGGUUAGAAUUGAUUGCGUACAAAGAGAUCAGGAGGUAAUUAUCGAGUUUUUACGAUCAUUUAAGGACCUGGAAUACAAAAUAAAUUACUUUUCAUGAACUUGAGAUAAAGUUCUUUUCCCCAGGGCUCGUUCAGUAGAGGUGUAAAUCCUGUUUGUCAGGUUUUAACAUUCAGAUUCAGACGGCUUGUGACUCUGUUUGACUUUGUUGUGAGUUAUUUAUUUUCUUUCUUUUAUUGAAAUGGUUGAAGACAGAUGGAGGAGCACUUCCAAUAAUGGAUUUAAAGCAAUGUGUACAUACUGUUUUGUAACUACUGUAAGGCAUUUGAAGAAAUCUACGAGGUUAAUAAACCUGAGAUAUAUUUCUCUACAGAAAA